Molecule: messenger RNA, 4417 nt
Organism: Talpa occidentalis (Iberian mole)
Lineage: Eukaryota; Metazoa; Chordata; Mammalia; Eulipotyphla; Talpidae
Gene: NEURL1
Product: neuralized E3 ubiquitin protein ligase 1
Exons: 6
Coding region: 399-2126 (575 amino acids)
Biological process (GO): negative regulation of Notch signaling pathway; nervous system development
Cellular component (GO): plasma membrane; postsynaptic density
Molecular function (GO): ubiquitin protein ligase activity
Source: RefSeq, a predicted model, not a curated record
CGCCGGGAGUCCUGGCCCCAUGGCCCGGGGGGCGCGCGCCGGAGCCACCGCGCCGCCCACCCCCGGCCCGCACCCUAGCGCCGGCCCGAGCAGCAGGGGAGCCCCGGGCGCCGCGGGCCCGGACUCCGGGGCCCGCCCGCGGCCCCCGGCCCCGCCGCGGGGAAUGGGAGGCAGGUAGCGGCUCGCGCGAGGACCCCCUGGCGGGCUGGACCGGCCAAGGACCGCGCCGCCCCGAGACCCGGAGGAGAGGAGCGGCCCGCCCGCCCCCCGCGGCCGCUCCCCCAGGGCCCUCCCCCGGCGGCGCGCUCCCGCGCGGGCACACACUCGCACGCCGUGCCUCCUCCUCCGCCCGGCCUCGCCAGCCCCCGCCGGCGCCCAAGCCCCCGGGGCCGGAUGCCAUGGGUAACAACUUCUCCAGCAUCCCCUCUCUACCCCGAGGAAACCCGAGCCGGGCGCCGCGGGGCCACCCCCCAAACCUCAAAGACUCCAUCGGCGGCCCCUUCCCUGUGCCCUCUCACCGAUGCCACCACAAGCAGAAGCACUGUCCGCCGGUGCUGUCGGGCGGGGGCCUCCCGGCCGCUCCUCUGCUCUUCCACCCGCACACCAAGGGCUCCCAGAUCCUCAUGGACCUCAGCCAUAAGGCCGUCAAGAGGCAGGCCAGCUUCUGCAACGCCAUCACCUUCAGUAACCGGCCGGUUCUCAUCUAUGAGCAAGUCAGGUUGAAGAUCACCAAGAAGCAGUGCUGCUGGAGCGGGGCGCUGCGCCUGGGCUUCACGAGCAAGGACCCGUCCCGCAUCCACCCCGACUCGCUGCCCAAGUACGCCUGCCCCGACUUAGUGUCCCAGAGCGGCUUCUGGGCCAAGGCGCUGCCCGAGGAGUUUGCCAAUGAGGGCAACAUCAUCGCCUUCUGGGUGGACAAGAAGGGCCGUGUGUUCUACCGCAUCAACGACUCGGCCGCCAUGCUCUUCUUCAAUGGGGUCCGCACGGCAGACCCGCUCUGGGCCCUGGUGGAUGUCUACGGCCUCACGCGGGGCGUGCAGCUGCUUGACAGCGAGCUGGUGCUGCCCGACUGCCUGCGGCCGCGCUCCUUCACAGCCCUGCGGCGGCCGUCCCUGCGGCGCGAGGCCGACGAGGCGCGCCUCUCCGUGAGCCUGUGCGACCUCAACGUGCCGGGCGCGGACGUCGACGAGGCCCUGCCCGCCGCCGGCUGCCCCAUCCCGCAGAACUCGCUCAACUCGCAGCACAGCCGCGCGCUGCCCGCGCAGCUCGACGGCGACCUGCGCUUCCACGCGCUGCGCGGCGGCGCGCACGUCCGCAUCCUGGACGAGCAGACGGUGGCGCGCCUGGAGCACGGGCGCGACGAGCGCGCGCUCGUCUUCACCAGCCGGCCCGUGCGCGUGGCCGAGACCAUCUUCGUCAAGGUCACGCGCUCCGGCGGCGGCGCGCGGCCGGGCGCGCUCUCCUUCGGCGUCACCACGUGCGACCCCAGCACGCUGCGGCCCGCGGACCUGCCCUUCAGCCCCGAGGCCCUGGUGGACCGCAAGGAGUUCUGGGCCGUGUGUCGCGUGCCCGGGCCCCUGCAUAGCGGCGACAUCCUGGGCUUCGUGGUCAACGCCGACGGUGAGCUGCACCUCAGCCACAACGGGGCGGCCGCCGGCAUGCAGCUGUGCGUGGACUCCUCGCAGCCGCUCUGGAUGCUCUUCGGCCUGCACGGAGCCAUCACGCAGAUCCGCCUUCUCGGUUCCACCAUCUCGGCAGAGCGGGGCAUCCCCUCGCUCCCCUGCUCCCCUGCCUCCACACCAACCUCGCCCAGUGCCCUGGGCAGUCGCCUCUCCGACCCUUUGCUCAGCACGUGCAGCUCUGGCCCUCUGGGCGGCUCUGCCGGCGGGACAGCCCCCAACUCACCUGUGAGCCUGCCCGAGUCGCCAGUGACCCCAGGCACGGGCCAGUGGAGCGACGAGUGCACCAUUUGCUAUGAGCACGCGGUGGACACGGUCAUCUACACAUGUGGCCACAUGUGCCUCUGCUAUGCCUGCGGCCUCCGCCUCAAGAAGGCUCUCCACGCCUGCUGCCCCAUCUGCCGCCGCCCCAUCAAGGACAUCAUCAAGACCUACCGCAGCUCCUAGCCCGCCGCGGCGCCUACCCGACAUGCACCUCUUCAGACUUUAGCCCAGGGACAAGCCAACAGGGCCCCUUCUCUUCUUCCUCGUUUUGGAAACUUUUCCCUUCUCCAUUAAACAUGGGAAACUGUGGCCCCUGACGGUUUGGGGGAGCAGGCAGGGAGGUGGGGGGCAGAAGCAAAUUGCCUGGCAGAGGGGAGGGGAGUUGUUCACAUUCUCCCUGUCUUCUUUGCACCCAGCUUUCCCCUGCAUGCCGAGGAGCCAGGUUGGGGUCUCGGCCUGUCCUGAUGCUUCCCCAUCUUGGGCAGAUUUCUAGGAGGCCCCUGUCGCCCAUGUAGCACCUUUGUGAGAAUUAGAAAACGUGUCCCUUGCUCUGGGCAGACAUGACCUUGAGCCAGGACUAGUGACUUGGCUAGUAGACUUUAGAAGGGACUUUGGCCUCCACUUGCUCCCUCAGCCAACUGCCCGUGAGCAGCGCACAACCUGCUCCACAGCUGCCCUGGGCAGGCAGCUCCUUAUUCUGACCUGUACCUACCUUACCCUUCCUCCCCUCCCUGCCCCUCGGACAUGGGAGCCAGGGGCCAGAAGACCAGUGGAUGCCUCUCACCCGGCCCCGCUGCAGCAGCCUCCAUGCCCUGGCCCUCUCCUGCUCACCCAGGACGAGUGGACAGAUGGGCUGCAGACGGCUUGGGGUUCUGGGUCCCUGGGCCUCUGCCCUGCCUGUGAAGAAGAGGCUUCCUUCCUGGUACCGCCUUUUGCUCCAAUCAUCUCACUGAAUGCUGCUGCCCAGGCCGAGUGUGGGCAGCUUGUCCCCAUGUGGUCGGAGAGCAGGGUCCGUCUCUUGUCAGGGUCUCAAAACAGGCUUGCAUCUACUCCUGUGACUGUCUCCCACAUCUCAGUGCUGUCCUGGGCUUGGCGAUGCUCAGCGCCUGCGGCGUGCCCAGGAGAGGCCAGGGCUCUGAGCGGUGGAGAGGCCCCCUGCGGGAAGACCAGCCUUUCCCCUUAAUUUAUUUAUUUAUUUGGAGUUUCUGUUUGUUUUCUGUAUUUGUGUGGGUGAGUUCCUAUCCUCUGGGCCCCUAGAAAUGUUGCCCUUAUAUGCGGGCAUGAGAGCAGGCAACCAAGAUAGUUAUCACUCAGAAUCUCCUCAGACUCCAGCCAAGGCCCAUAGCUCUGCUUACCAUGAACUGGAACUCCAUAAAAAGGGGCUGGAUUGAAGGGCCUCCUGGUAAAGUAUGUCCAUUUUAUAAGAAAGCAGGCCAGGCGUCCAUAAUGCCCUGGGCUGGUGGCUCCCCGGGAGCCAGAGUGCCCUCUGUGGCAGGCCGGAGCUGGGUGAUCAUUGUUGACGCAAGCACUUCAGGAGGUUGUGGAGAUCCCCCUUCCCUGAGGACAGUCAGUUCUGGGAAGGCUGAAGGGGGGAGCCCAGCUUUGAUCAGGGAACUAGGGCUGGGGGAAUCUGUUCUCAGGAAAGAGUCUACCACCUCCCAGAGUCUCCUCCUGUGGGAGCGGGAUGAAAUCGGGCAGGUGGUAGCCCCUGUUCUGUCGGGAGUCCCGUCUCAGAGGCAGAGAAGGUACUUGACCACCGGGAAAGAUGGAAGGGAAGGAACUGGGUGCUUCAUCCUGGUUCUUAGGUGAGGGGUCCCUUACCUGCUCUUAGGCCAUAGUCACCUUAGCCCUAAACCCUGUCCUGAUUGGUGUGGGCUGGGGCGGCUCUGAGUCUUGGUCCAGUGUCCUCCAAUCCCCAAAUGUCCAGCCCUCUGCUCCUCAGAUGGCUUUUGUAUUUCCACCAGAGACCCUCUGUGACCAACAGAGCAGGGGAUUCUGGACCUGGCCCCUGACCAGUGGUGUGGCCUGUGCCGGGUCAUCGUCCCUCUGAGCCUCAGCUGCCACCUCUGUAAAGGGAUUGUUGGGGAGGAGGACUUUCCGGGUGAUUCUCGGAGUUCGAGUUCGUUGUUGAGGGACUGCUGGGGGUGGCAUGGUGGGAGCGCACCAGGCUGAGCCUGUUUGUGCUCGCCUCGCAGUGGGCCUUUGGGGAGUCACGAUCCCACUCUGGGUCUCUGCUCCCCAGUCACUGACCCUGGAGUCCUGUUCUGUGGGAGUGGGUGAUUUGGCGGGUGGUGCCCCCGAUCAGUGAGAGGCCCCAUCUCAGAGACAAAGCAAGCUCUUCAUUUCUUUGGGGCUGUGUGGCUUGCGGGCCGGGAACGGAAGCCAUAUGUCCAUUGUGUCUCUGUUAGUGUGGGGGCAGCUGCUGCCUCCUUUGUGAACUCGGGUCGCUGUGAUUGUGAAUAAAGGUGAUUCGU